AGAAUAAUCACUGAAUAGAAUUGGUUGAAAUGUCUCAUAUUUUAUAUCUUGCUGCUGAGAUGAAUAUCUUGAAUCAAAACAUUCAGAUUUGACAAGCAUCAUAAAAUAGAUCUUUAUGAGAUAAGUUAGUUUAGUAUUUCAAUUUACCUUACAUAAAUGUUGUUGCUGUUACAUAAAAGAAAACAAGAUGUAUCAUGAUAUUUUACAAAAUUGUGUUGAUAAUAGUGCUCAACAUUCAAUUGCUAUUUUGGAGCAACCUGAACUUGACUUAAAAGAAAAUUGUAUACUUCAAAAUGUUCUAGCUAAAACCAGUUUGCAUAAUAUAACUUCUAAAGAAUAUGUAAAAGUUAAAAAAGUAAUUCGUAAGAAUAUUUCAAUUAAGCAGCGUAAACAAUACUGGUUGUUGUUUUCAGGUGGAUUAGAGGUUUUAAAAAACACUCCUAAUUUGUAUAAAAAAACUUGUGAGAACCUACUUGGACAGAGUCAUUUCCAUUAUAAUCUUGAAAAGCUAGCAACUAAUUCUCACUUUUUAACUUCUGCUGGAUGUUACUCAUUAUGCAAAAUACUUUAUGUCAUUACUAACUUGAAUCCAAAUAUUGUCUAUUGUCCAAUGUUAGAACCAAUUGCUACUGUAAUGCUUCAUUUUAUGAAUGAGGAAGACACUUUCGCCUGUUUAACUGGUAUAUUGAGCAAAAAUGUACUUGAUGAGACCAAAUCUGAAAACACAGCCACUGACUGCACAAUGCAAGAUCUUCUAAAAUUAAUGGAUAAAAAGAUUUUCAACAGACUUGAGUCUUUCCUUUCUCCUUGCAUUAAGGGGACUAAACUGGUUAUGUUUCCAUCUUUAAAAAAAAUGCUGUUUGAUCGACUAUCAUUCGCUAAUUUGGUUAGAGUUGUUGAUUGUUUUCUGAUUGAAGGACCAAAGGUAUUUUAUCGUAUGGGAUUGUACUUGUUAACGCUAUUUCAUUCUUAUUCGCUGACUUUUAACCAGCUUAUGUGUUUUUCUCCACAAGAUCUUGUUACUACUAUUGUUCAAUUUGUGCAAUCACUCAAAAUUGAUCCAGAAGUUUUUGUGAAGGAUAUUCUUAAAGUGAAAAUAACCUCCAAUCAAAUUGCUCAUUUAAAAAGUUUAAACUUGAAAAUGUGUAAAGCACAUGCACUUGAAUUUCCAGGAGUAAUAUUUACGCAUCAAAUAGUAGCAUUGGACAUUAGAGAAGUUUCUGACAUAGUUGAACCCUUUCAGUGGCAAAAGCUAUGUGAAUGGCUUCCAGACAGAAUUCAAAUCAAAAAACCGCAUCUUAUUUUUUCAACUAGCAAUGAUGGAUACAAUUUGAAAACACUUUACUUAAAAUGUGAAGAAGAAGAACAAACUUUGUUGAUUAUUAAAACAACAGAGGAAGAGGUAAUUGGUGCAUAUCUUUCAUCCUCAUUGAUAAAUCGAAACUUUGGUAAGAAAGCUAAUUAUUUUUUUGGCACUGGUGAAACUUUUGUAUUCAAACUUCUUCCUUUUGCAAUAUGUUAUCACUGGAAUAUGGCUGAAACUGAGCAUCAUAUAAGUCGCUACGUGUUUGUAAAGAAACAACUUUCGGAUAAUGAUGAUCUUUCUAUAAAUAAACAUAGUGAAUCUUCAAAACAAUCUCUAAAGCGCAGCUUAUCUCACAAGUAUGAUGAAACUUCUAGGCAACGUUCAUUAAGUCGCACAUUUUCAACACGAUCAGAUGAAUUUUCAAAGCGCUCUAUUAAGCGUAAUUUGUCAAAUAAAUCUAAUAAAGACGAGCCUUUAAGGCAUACAUUGAUACAAAAUUUAUCUAAUAAGUUUAUGCACAGAGGUUCUAACCAUGAUGUUUUUAGCAUUGAAAAUAAAAUUCAGACUGGAUCAACUUCUUGCCUACAAGACGGGUUAAUACCCUUGGCAGCAUCUUUGCCAAGAAACAUGCAUUUUGGGGGAGAUGAAUAUUCAAGUCCAUUAAUUGCUUAUGACACAUUAGAUGUGACUGAUUCAUUUAAUAAUAAAAAUAAUCUUAAAAAGAUAAAAAAUCCAACAAAUGAUAAGCAAGAAAAAGAUAAUGCAAUUUCAGCAAUAGCUAUUAACCAAUCCAGGAACAUUAAGUAUCCACAAGAUAGUUAUGUUAUUUUAGAUGAUGAAACCACAAACCAGAAACAAAAUGAAAUAGAGCAUGUAAAGAAGACUGGUUUGGCUGAGCUUUUCAUUUCCUGUGAUAACAAACAACUAAUUAUUGGAGGAGGCAACGGCGAAGCCAUAAUGAUUGAUGGCGAUUUGCUGAAAGGGAGGUCAACAUGGUGCCAAACAUUUUGUAAUGCUCCUUUAAUAAGUAGUGAGCUUGGAGAUUUUACUAUUCAACGUAUUGAUGUUUUUGGAUUCAAGGAAGUUUAAAGUGAUUGCUUUAUUAAAUGUGUUAAAUUAUAAUAGUAAAUAUUAAUAUAAUGGAAAUAUUAUAUUAAUAUUACGGAUAUCUACGGGAGAUGAUUACUGAAACAAACGUUUUAAAACUCAUAAUUUGAGCGCAAUAAAAGCAUAUUUUUUUACAAAAUGUUACAUGUUAAAUAGUAUAAAUAAUUAUCAAAAAUAUAAGUCAAAGUAUUUUUAAAAGUGUUAGAAUAUAAAACCAAAACAGAUUUUUUAUUUAAAAUUUUUUGUUUAAAUUUUUUUAAUGUCACAGUAAAUAGAGGAUUGUGUAAAUAAAGCAUAGGUAUAUAGAAAAUUAGGUUUUAUUAAUUUUACUCCUCUCUCCCCCCCCCUCCUUCCCUAUUUGACAUGUUAACUAUACUUCAGUUAAUAAAAUAGUUAAGCGAAAAAUAAAAAUUUGUUUGAUUAUUUUGGUACCAAUCUCCUCUAUUUAUUUGACGGAUUUGUUAUAAAUAU
Messenger RNA from Hydra vulgaris (swiftwater hydra), 2884 nucleotides. Its product is annotated as GTPase-activating protein skywalker. Gene Ontology annotation, biological process: response to oxidative stress. Lineage: Eukaryota; Metazoa; Cnidaria; Hydrozoa; Anthoathecata; Hydridae. Gene Ontology annotation, cellular component: nucleus. The record is from RefSeq and is a predicted model, not a curated record.